Messenger RNA from Zonotrichia albicollis (white-throated sparrow), 2030 nucleotides. NCBI's taxonomy places the organism in Eukaryota, Metazoa, Chordata, Aves, Passeriformes, Passerellidae. The record is from RefSeq and is a predicted model, not a curated record.
UGUUGGUUGUGUUGUUUUCAGCUCUAUGGCUAUUGCUACCAAGACAGCAAUGACAUCCCAGACACACUGACCACCAUCACUGAACUGGGCUCGCCUUUGGAGAUGAUUCAGCUUUUACAGACUUCCUGGGAAGACAGAUUUCGGAUCUGUCUCAGCUUAGUUCGACUUCUGCAUUACUUGGCUCACUCUCCUCUUGGCUCAGUGACAUUACUGGAUUUUCGCCCUCGGCAGUUUGUGAUCGUGGAUGGGGAGCUGAAGGUGACAGAUCUGGAUGAUGCCAGUGUUGAGGAGAGCUCUUGCACCAGUAACAGUGACUGCUUCAUGGAAUUCCCUGCGAGAAACUUUACCCUGCCCUGCUCGGUUGAGGGACGGUGUCAAAGCAUGAAUGAAAAGAGGAAUCUCUACAAUGCCUACAGGUUUUUUUUUACCUAUCUUCUUCCACACAGUGCUCCAUCCUCACUGAGACCAUUGCUGGAUAAGAUAGUCAAUGCAACAGGAGAACUGCACUGGGGAAUAGAUGAGACAGCUGCUCAGCUGGAGAGAGUUUUGGAUCUGUAUAAGAGUGGGGAGUACCUGCAGAACACAACCCGGGUGCCAAAAGCUGAGUACAGACGGGUGCCUGAAGCCUAUAUUCCUGAUGAGAACUACAGAUGCUGGCCAUCCUACCACCACAAGGGCUGCCUCCUCUCCGUGUUUGAUGUCAACGAAGCCAUUGAGAUCUGUGACAGCUACUCCCAGUGUAAAGCUUUCGUCCUGACUAACCAGACAACUUGGACAGGUCGGCAGCUUGUCUUCUUCAAGAUGGCCUCAAAUCAUAUUGUGCCUGAUCCUGACAAGAUAACAUAUGUGAAGGUGACAGACUGACACCUAAAGUGGCUCAGUCUGACACGUGAGUGAAAAGGGCUGUUUGUGUAUAAAUAUAGGCAGCUGUUAGGUAGAAGGCGGCUGUGGCCGGAGAAUAAUUGCACUAUUAUUCAUUCUAAUCUAUAGAGUGCUAAAGGAAACUUUAAAGAAAUAACCUGCAUGACCAGGAUGAAUGUGCAAUAAAACAAGAUUUUGAAAAUGUGAUUUAAAAACAAAGCAAAACAACCCAAAGCAAAGUACAAGAGAUGAUACACUGUUAGAGCAUAAUUUUGGUUAUAAAUCAGCUGGCAGCCCUGGCUUUUCUAAGCAAGGUUAACAUAACAUUUCUGACCUAUACAUGUGUGUCCAGGGAUGAAAGCUGAUCAUUUCUCUGGGAAGCCUGUAUCCUCCACACUGGUAUUUAUUUGGGCACGUACAAUCACAACAGAGGAACUGAAGCGUAUCAGUUUGUCUGCUGAAUAGCAAACGUUGCUGAGGACAAUCAGCAUUUGUGUUCAAGCUAUGGGAUAUGCAAUGCCAGCAUAUUUGUCAAACGGAAGGAAUUGCUUAUGUUUAGAAUUGCAAGACUGCAACUAAUUUUCAUUUUUGCUUCCAAUGUUAUCAUAAAGUUUCAUUUUUAAUUUGAAAGAGCCAUUUUGUGGAUCUAGCAAAUCACAUAAGCAUAUGAAUAGUCCCACUGAAAGGGCAGGGACUUACCCAAGUGCUGAGUGCUUUGCUGGAUAGGCCUGAGCAUAUGCUUACAAUUAAGCCUGUGCUUAAGACUUUUGUUGAAUCAGUUUGAAUUGUUCAGGAAGCCACAUCUUUGACAGACUGGCAAAGCAGUCCAGCUGGUUGAACAGUACUAAUUUAAUGACUAUCUUAUUCGUACCUUUUAUCAUCAGGUCUUGGUUUUCUAAGGCAUCGCUUGCUGAUUCUAGAGUGAAUGAAGUAAAUGACCUUAAUGAUGUCAAAUGAAUGCUAGCCUUAAUUCUAUAUAAAAUGCAUCUUAAAGGCAGGGUGUGUCUAGAGAAUUUGCUUUCAGUGAAAGCAAUGAAGUAAAUGCUAAAGUGACCAAUGUCAUACUGUUUUGUAGUUUGUACAGUCAGGAAAAUAUGUGCUUUUUUUUUCUCAAAUUGUUUAUUUUUGUAAAAAAAAGAAAAAAGAUAAAUAAAAUUUCUUUUAUUCUU